GAGGCUUUGCGCACCACAGAAACGGCUCUGGCUAUGAACAGGUACAUCGGUUCGGCGGUGCUGCCUCUGCUGACCCGCUGCGCUCCUCACUUCUCCGGCACAGAGCAUCACGCCGCGCUCAUCGACUCCACGCUCUACACCGUCUACCGCCUGUCCAAGGGCUGUUCGCUCACCAAAGCCCAGCGCGACGCCAUUGAGGAGUGUCUGCUGGCCAUCUGCAAGUACCUCAGACCCUCCAUGCUCCAGCAUCUGCUGCGCCGGCUGGUGUUUGACGUGCCGUUGUUGUCUGAAUACUGUAAGAUGCCUCUGAAGGUAAACACGUCUCACGAUUAC
Molecule: messenger RNA, 333 nt
Organism: Sinocyclocheilus rhinocerous
Lineage: Eukaryota; Metazoa; Chordata; Actinopteri; Cypriniformes; Cyprinidae
Product: ryanodine receptor 3-like
Exons: 2
Biological process (GO): release of sequestered calcium ion into cytosol by sarcoplasmic reticulum; striated muscle contraction
Cellular component (GO): sarcolemma; Z disc; calcium channel complex
Molecular function (GO): ryanodine-sensitive calcium-release channel activity
Source: RefSeq, a predicted model, not a curated record